GGUGACCUCAGCCUUCCGGCAACUGUGAUUGGUUCGUUUGGAGACCGAACCUCCGGCACCAGCCAGAGUUCUGCUGGAGCAGCACCAUCACACCAGGAUCUGCUCACAGCUCAGAGGUUCGAUCAGGACACACAGCUAAUGAAGAAAUGACCGGUCAGGUGUUCCUCACCUCCCACCAGCUUUUCCCCUGUGCCUGUAACGCUCACACACAUCCAGGGUUCAGAGCGGAGGAGCCGGGGAUCGAAUCAUCGACCUGCCAAGUGAUGAUGACCCGCUCUGCCCCAGAGAGCUGCCCCACUCAUCGUGACCUCCACCACUUCCACGAACCUCUGAGGUCUGCCUGUGGUCCAAUAAUAUCCUCUGCGCACGCUCACAACUGUUAUGUAACAGUGCUGCUGACUGAGCCACAUGACGUCAGACAGGUGAAGGUUGACGGUCUGUUACGUGACGUCGCGCCCGUCUCUGUGACAGCUGCUACGCCCCGAGGACUGCACGCGCUCUGCUGUCACAGGGGGCGGGGGGCUCUAUACAAGCUGCCGGACUCCGGACCCGCCCGCAGCUCACAGGCCGCCUGGCUGCCGGGCACCCAUGUCCCGCUCACCCCCUCAGAUCCACGCCGGCGGAGAGCCCACGGAGAACGGAAUGAAGCAGGAGGAGGAGGAGGAGGGGGCGGAUGAGGAAGACCUGGACGACGAGCUGGACGCGUCUCAGCUGGAGAGGUUCAUUCGGGACCGGAGGAGAGCAAAGUCCCUGCCGGCGUACCCGGCCCUGCUGAACGGACCCCACGGAGCGGAGGAGGGCAGGAAGCGCGUGAAGUUCGCGGACUCCAUGGGGCUGAGCCUGGCCCGAGUGAAGCACUUCAACUCCCUGGAAGAGCCGCAGAUCCCCAGCAAGGUCCUGUCCCGGCACAGGAGCUUCCCCCUGGAGCAGCAGGACCUCCUGAGCGGCCUGUGCCACAGCUUCGCCGCCGGCCUGCGCGCGGACCUCCCGGAGCUCCGGGACACGGAGCGGAGAGUCCAGCGGCACCGGGUCUGCCUAGAGAGGCUCGCCGCGACGCAGCUGGACGUGCGGGGGCACGUGCGGGUCUUGAGCGGCUGCGCCGGCAAGGAGGUCGGAGUGAGGUACACCUUCAACGGCUGGCUGUCACACAUGGACGCGCAGGCGGUGCCCGUGGCUGCGAACGAGCCGGGUUUGGUGGGGGAGCGCUUCGCCUUCACCGUGUACACCCCGCCCCUCGCAGACCCCGGCUCCGCCGUGCACCUCGCCGUUUACCUGAAGUGCGAGGAGGGGGCGUUCUGGGACAACAACGAGGGGCAGAACUACACCGUCAGGUACCGCUGUGUGCCCGGCCACGCGCCCUUUGUCAGCGCCGCCUUCCACGCCACCUGAGCCGUGCAUAAACCUCUCCAUCUCUGCGUAAAACCUCUCCAUCUCUGCGUAAAACCUCUCCAUCUCUGCGUAAACCAGCUGUUGGGCACCUGUCACUCUGUCCCGUGCUCAGAUCAGUGAAGCUGAGUUAGUCUCAGGCUGCAGGCCCAACACGCCUCACCUCUGUUUCCUUGGUUUUAAACCUUUAGUGCCUUUUUUUAAACCGACCUCUGACACUGAGCCUUUGAUGUGUUUAGAGACAGUUCCAGAUGUUUCUCUCAGAGGACGCUUUAAACUGCUGACAGUUUUUACAGGUAACCCAACUAUCCGGACUCCAGCUCUUGAUUUGAAGAAUAGAUGGAUUAACUGCUGAGUGCAUUUUCUGUCACGCUUGGGCUUGGUGUGACGUCACAGUGUAAUGAAACUGUUUGAUUUUUGUGACCUGAUUAAAAAUGAAGCUGCU
Pundamilia nyererei is the source of this 1831-nucleotide messenger RNA. RefSeq names its product protein phosphatase 1 regulatory subunit 3G. Gene Ontology annotation, cellular component: protein phosphatase type 1 complex. Gene Ontology annotation, biological process: regulation of glycogen biosynthetic process. Lineage: Eukaryota; Metazoa; Chordata; Actinopteri; Cichliformes; Cichlidae. The record is from RefSeq and is a predicted model, not a curated record. Bases 589 to 1389 code for a protein of 266 amino acids. Gene Ontology annotation, molecular function: protein phosphatase 1 binding; glycogen binding. The transcript has 2 exons.